This is a messenger RNA of Rodentolepis nana, 513 nucleotides long. The record is from the annotation of a GenBank genome assembly. Lineage: Eukaryota; Metazoa; Platyhelminthes; Cestoda; Cyclophyllidea; Hymenolepididae.
CAUAUUCUUUGCCUCCUCGAUAAAGUCCUCCUCAUUCAUCGCGUUUUCCACCAUCUGUUUAACUGCCACUGGAAUGUUACGGAAUUUGCCUCGCUUGACAACCCCAAAUUGUCCCUUUCCGAUGGGUUCCGGAUCAAUUUGCAGUUCACCAGGAUCCAACUCGAAUUCAUCCAAGCCCAUCCCGGCAGUAACAGGACUCUCUCGGUCUUUGACUGGCGGAGAGCGCAAUCGAACGACCAAUCCACCAGAGUUGUGUUUAUGAUAAUGAAUCACCUCACUAAUAGUUGGGAAAGCAUGUUUCUCGAGGUAAAAUUGUGGUUCACCAUUGCCCCCUCCCCCACUGCCACCUGUUGAAUGGCCGUUAACUGGGGUUCCGUUAUUGCCAUUGGUUACGCUGACACCAUUGCUAUUGUUGGUGCUUGCGUUGUUACCGUUAGCACCUCCAUUAGCAUGGCCAUUGGAAAGGUUGGUUCCAGCUUCUGUCCGAUGAAUGUGAUAAUGGUGGACCCGUAG